ACGGGUUAGGUUGGAGGAGAAAGAAAAAACGGGAAUGUGACGAAAAGUUGUCUGCUUUUUUAAGGAAACUCGUCGAUAAAUGCCAGAAAAAUGCUGUCUACACUGAAAACCUCAAUAAUAUGGCGUUUCCUAAACGAAACAAAAGCCAUUACAACGACUACCAUCAGUGUAAACAAUUAUCAACAUCGGAGGAGACUCAAUACCACGACCCGAAUUUUCUCAGAUAGGGAAUCUGUUACCUUGACAACAGCCAAACAGUGGACUCACAGUUCGAAUAUAAUCUUGAUGGGCAGUCCAGGAAGUGGCAAGUCUACAGUCGCUCGUAUCUUGGCCAAAAAACUCAACAAGCCUUCAAUUGACAUUGACAAUGACAUCCUGGAACCCAUGUGGGGCGUCAAGAUAUCGGAAAAGCUAAAAGAAAAGGGAUCUAAACAUUUCAUUGAGGAAGAGGGCAAAGCCUUAAUGACUGUUAAAGCAGAAAAUAGCAUAAUAUCUCUCACUGGGUCCAAUCCACUACACGAUGAAGCCAUGCGAUACAUCGCAAACACAGGUUACGUUAUUUUCUUAGACUAUCCCGCUAAAGGAAUCCUACAGCGGCUGCAUAAAAUGAAAAUAGACAGAAUUGUGGGACAAGAAAUUGGAACUCCAUUAACAGAUAUUCUUGAACAUCGGCAAAUGACUUAUGAACAAGCUUACGACAUUCGAAUUUUGUGUGAGGAAAACGAGAGUCCGGAGUCUGUGUCAGAGAAAGUGAUUGAAGCUUUAGCCGUUCUGGAAGAGGAUCAGGGGUACGUGUCUACGAGACAAGAUAAAGACUCUGUGAGUGUGCAAGAAAGAACAUCGCUAGGCGAGAUUCUGUUACAGGGCCUAGCUCCCGACGGAGGUCUGUACGUGCCCGCGCUUCAGAUUCCGUGUUUAUCCAAGGGUGAGUGGAGUCGCCUGGUGAACAUGAGCUAUCGAGAUCGAGCUCUGCGGAUCAUGGAGAGGCUCAUCAAUCCGUGUGAUCUCCACCCAUCCAAGCUGAGACUCUUCUUGGAGCGAGCCUACAACAAUGAGACGUUCAGUCAUGAAAAAAUAUUCCCAGUCAGGCACUUAAAAGACAAUCACUUUCUGUUGGAGCUUUUCCAUGGACCAACAGCCUCCUUUAAAGAUGCAGCUCUGCAGUUGAUGCCUCAGAUGUUUGUGGAUGCUUUACGGCAUAAUGAGUUUAAAACAGACAGUAGCAGGUACAUUAUAUUAGUGGCUACCUCCGGAGACACAGGAAGUGCCGUACUCGACGGAUUCCGCAGACACGCAGAGGGCAGUGGAGUGGGUGUGAUUGUCUUGUUCCCUGAGCACGGUAUCAGUGAAGUCCAGCGGCUACAGAUGACGGCCAUGAGUGGGGGCAACGUACAGGUGUUAGGAAUUGACGGCGACUUUGACUUGUGUCAGGGGAUGGUCAAGCGGGCAUUCCAGGACCAGGAUCUGGCCAGCUGGUUGUCUAAUAAUGGCAACUUCAGACUUAGGUAUAAAAAUGCUGCGAACUCCAUCACUUGGGGUCGACUCCUGCCUCAGAUAGUGUUCCAGGUGUCGGGCUACCUUGACCUUGUGGAACAGAAGGUCAUCUCCCUUGGAGACGAGGUGGAUGUAUGUAUACCCACAGGAAACUUUGGAAACAUACUGGGAGCUUUUUAUGCACAGGCAAUGGGAAUUCCAUUCAGGCGACUUGUAUGUGCAUCCAAUGCCAACAACACUCUCACAGAAUUCAUCAACUCUGGAGUGUACGACAUCCGAUCCAGACAGAUCCAGAAGACCCAAUCUCCGGCCAUUGAUAUCCUGAAAGCCUCCAACCUGGAGCGCUUCAUCUACCACAAGUCGGACCGCGACUCUCAGCUUGUACGCAAAUGCUUCAAGGAGCUGGAGGAAAAUCAGUGCUUUGAAGUUUCUGGACAGCUUUUGGAAGACAUACAGAAAUCCCUGGUAGGAAAAUGGUGCUCAGAGGCUGAAUGUGUCAACACCAUUAAGAACUGUUUUGAGACAACGGGAUACUUGUUGGAUCCACACACAGCAAUUGCCAAAUUUGUGGCAGAUCUUGUCAAUGAUGUAGAUGUGCCCAUGAUCAUCAAUGCCACGGCACAUUAUUCAAAGUUUGCCCCCCAGGUUUUGAGAGCCCUGGGCCACAAAAAAGACAUCAAAGACAAGAGUAUGUCGGAGCUGUUUGAUAUGGCUAGCAAAAUCACUGAUUCUCCCAGCAUGCAUAGCAGGUUAAAAGAAUACAUCAAGUCUUCAGAUGUCAAUGAAAAAGUUUUGAAACCAAAUUACGAGGAUGUAGAAAGAGCGAUCAAAAUAUUUUCACAUAAAAUCUAGAUGAUGUUUGUGUAUUCUGCUCUCCUUUUAUUCUCGGCAAAAACUGCAAAGUUUUGUUUGAAUGAGACCCAAUUUUAAUAUGUUGUUCUUCAUACAUCUUCUCAGUGAAUUGUAAUCCAACUGAUACAGUGUAUAUUGUGUACAGACUUUAGUAGCUUUCCUUCUCUCUGAUUUGUAAACUCUUGUAGAACAUACUUGUGUCAACGUUUGUAUUUUGACGCAGUAUUGAAAGAGACUGAAGUGCCAUCCUUUAUAUAUACAUCUUCUUUUUUCGUGUAUUGUAAUUGUGUACAGCGUAUCUGUGCUGGACUUAAGGAGAUUUGAUAGUGAAAUACAUGUUAUAUAGUUUGAAAUAACCAAGAAGUUGACAUCAUUAGCAUGAUCUUCAAGUUAUAAUUACUGUGCUCCCAAACAAAGUAUGUUGCCUAUUGAAAUAUUUUUCUCCUUAAGUACUGUACAGAAAUUUGUAUUUAAUUGUUUUGAUUUUGUAAAGGGGGGGUUUAUUGGGUGGAUGAAACCAUUUGUAGUUAAUAAGUGCUAUACCUUUUUAUUUAAGCUAUUCUACUCGGUAUUCUCAUGUAUUUUUAAAUCAUGAGUGUCAACAGUGCUAACAUUCUAAAUUUCACAAGUUUUUGAUUUUUAUCCAUUAAAACAUGGCAGACAGAACUUAGAUAUACAUGUACAGACCCAUGUUUUAUGUUUACUUUCUGUUGAUUUCCUAAAAGCACUUUUAAAAUAUAAGUCUCAAUUUAUAAAUUAUUCAGUGUUUUAUAUCUCUUCAUUAGUCGUAAGAUAUUUGCACUGAUGAAACAGCAGUGGUCUGUUUUGUCUCAGAAUCAUGGUUUGAUAAUUCUGACUUUGUGGUUUAAAAACAUAUUACACUUUGUUGUGUUAUUUCAAUUUUGUAAAUUGUGGGAAUGUAAGGAAAUGAGUGAAAGAUAGACAAUAAAUAGCUUGUAAUCUGUG
This is a messenger RNA of Magallana angulata, 3312 nucleotides long. RefSeq names its product threonine synthase-like 1. The record is from RefSeq and is a predicted model, not a curated record. Gene Ontology annotation, cellular component: cytoplasm. The coding region runs from base 91 to 2346 and encodes 751 amino acids. NCBI's taxonomy places the organism in Eukaryota, Metazoa, Mollusca, Bivalvia, Ostreida, Ostreidae. The transcript is spliced from 11 exons.